This is a messenger RNA of Brassica napus (rape), 1991 nucleotides long. RefSeq names its product homeobox protein HD1. Gene Ontology annotation, cellular component: nucleus. The transcript has 5 exons. Bases 908 to 1792 code for a protein of 294 amino acids. Gene Ontology annotation, molecular function: DNA binding. Lineage: Eukaryota; Viridiplantae; Streptophyta; Magnoliopsida; Brassicales; Brassicaceae. The record is from RefSeq and is a predicted model, not a curated record. Gene Ontology annotation, biological process: regulation of DNA-templated transcription.
UAAAUAGCAUAUAUGUUAUAAAUCGAUUUUAGUAUAGAUCUUUGAAGUAUACGUAAAAAUGAUUAUAAUCUGAUUGAGUUUUUAAUAAAGUCGAAAUGAGCUUAAAAAUUUCAGCUUUUUUAACUGCCGAAAUGAGCUUGUAAAUUGGUUUUUAGAUACUUGUUUCUGACUGGGGCAAUUAAUGUGGCCGAAAACCAUUUAAAUUUUCAAAAAAGUAAUAGCAAUUUUUGUAAUUAAUUGAAAAAAUCAGGGGCAUAAUUCUAAGAAAGAUUAUGUUUUAAUAGUAUAGAUAUCAAUUUGACACAAAGGAAUAGCAAUACUAUAACUUUGACUCUAUGUACCAAUAAUAAAUUUAUUAAUAAAAUUGAUUAAAGUAAAAUUAGUAUAUACACCAAUGUAUAGAAUAAUCUCCACUCUUAACACAUUUAUAGUAAUUCGAAAAAUCAGUACUAUCUCAUAAAUCUCACCAAUUUUUACUUUAAAUUCAUAUAUAUUAGUACAGAAUGCUCAACUAUAUUUAUAUGGUAUUAUCUAUGUAGAUUUUGUAUUUUAAACUGUUUUAAGUAAUAUAAAUCUGUUGAGAAAAGUAAAAAUAAAAAUUUGAUACAGAAUUAGGUCUGCUCAGCCCAGCCUUUUAUCAAAACUCAAAACAAUGUUUUCCGGAUACCCGAAACAUUGUUUCAAUUUGUACAAUAAUUCUAAAUAAAUAAAUAAUACAUAUUUAUAAAAAGGUGAAAAAGUAACAUAUAAAGGGGAAAUAAACCAGGAUAGCUUUUAUAUAAGUUGAUUUCUUCCGAUCUCUCUCCCUCUUUCUAUGUCUAUGAGCUAAUCGUACAGACAAAACGGGUUCAAGAAGUAGGGUUCUCAAGACAAAACCGUGUCUUGCUCUGUGUCUUCGAUCAAGAAUAUGGAAGAAGCAAUGUUAGGUAUGAUCGGACCCACAGUAGGCGGAGGAGGAGACGGAGAAGCAGCCGUGGCGGCGGAGCAGAAUAGACAAAUGAAAGGUGAGAUAGCGUCACAUCCCAUGUACGAGCAAUUAUUGGCCGCACACGUGGCAUGUCUGAGAGUGGCAACUCCUAUCGAUCAGCUUCCGAUCAUUGAAGCUCAGCUUUCUCACUCUCAUCGUCUUCUCCGUUCUUAUGCUUCCAUAGCCAUUGGAUUCUCGCAUCACGAUCGUCAAGAGCUCGACAAUUUCUUGGCACAGUAUGUAAUGGUGUUGUGUAGCUUCAAAGAACAGCUUCAACAACACGUGAGGGUUCAUGCCGUCGAAGCUGUGAUGGCUUGCCGUGAAAUUGAGAAUAACCUCCAUUCUCUCGCAGGAGCUACAUUAGGAGAAGCGUCCGGUGCGACAAUGUCCGAGGACGAGGAAGAUCUCCACAUGGAUUUCUCAUCGGAUACUUCCGGCGUUGGUUUUAGCGGCGGACACGAUAUGACGGGAUUUGGUCCAUUGCUUCCGACUGAAUCUGAAAGAUCUCUUAUGGAAAGAGUCAGACAAGAACUUAAACUCGAACUUAAACAGGGUUUUAAAUCGAGAAUUGAAGAUGUAAGAGAAGAGAUAAUGAGGAAAAGAAGGGCUGGGAAAUUGCCUGGAGACACAACCACUGUCUUGAAAAAUUGGUGGCAACAACAUUGCAAAUGGCCUUACCCUACUGAAGACGACAAGGCAAAAUUGGUGGAGGAGACAGGAUUACAGUUGAAGCAAAUCAACAAUUGGUUCAUUAAUCAACGCAAGAGGAACUGGCACAACAACUCUCAUUCCCUCACUUCCUUGAAGUCCAAGCGCAAACACUAAUCUCUUCUUACUAAUUAGUAUAUAGUUACCACUAUAGUUUCAUAUACGAACUAGUUACAUUGCGAAUGCUGUUCAUGUAUUUGGUAAUAACGAGGUGUGAUUAUCAAUAUCAUAUACUCACUUUAACUUAUUUUACAUCGCAACUACUAAAUGGUUUCUGCUUUGAAUGAUUUACUUGUUGUUACUAGAUUGUGAUCCA